Miscanthus lutarioriparius is the source of this 3171-nucleotide messenger RNA. The record is from the annotation of a GenBank genome assembly. NCBI's taxonomy places the organism in Eukaryota, Viridiplantae, Streptophyta, Magnoliopsida, Poales, Poaceae.
AUGGCUGGGGGCUUGGAGUGGAGGAGCUCUGCAACCACAACCAGAGGAGUCGAGCAGGUCAUUAUUACUCUCAAGAAAGGUGCACAUCUCCUGAAAUGUGGGAAGAGAGGGAAACCCAAAUUCUGCACUGUCAGACUAUCUUAUGAUGAGAGGGCACUAAUAUGGCACUCCAAAGAGAGGGAAAAACGUUUAAGCUUGAAUUCAGUGUCCAGUGUAGUUCUUGGACAGAAGACUACAAAAUUUUUGCGUCUGCAUUGGCCAGAAAAGGAAUCUCACUCCUUGUCAGUUAUAUACAAAAACGGCGAAUCCUCACUAGACUUGGUUUGCAAAGAUAGAGAUCAAGCUGAAUGUUGGUAUUUAGGCCUUACAGCCCUAAUAUCAGCGCCAUGCACCCCAUUACUUCUGGUUAACUCAACAAACAGCCGUCAGAUAAACAGCUGCACGAAUAGCCCUCCUAGCUAUAUUCAGCAAAGGAAUAGGCUUUUUGCUGUGCACGAUGGAAGAAAUUUCACAAAGGUACAUUCGCUAUAUGGCAGUCCUAGGUUGAUACAGAACAAGUACUUGCACAGUAAUUUGGAUUGCUCUGAACCAUUCUUUUCUCCAAGACAGAAAGCAUGGUCAGAACUAGAUUCCUACUUGGAAAAGAUUAGUCCCGAAUUGGUAAAUCAAGUAAAAAAUAAUUUGAGAGACAUAAAAUCUGCUGAAAAAAUUAAGGACCAAAGAAUUGUUCAAAUGCCUAAACUCAAACAAUCUGAGGAAUCAAAUGCAGCAACAGAUGCUCUGAAGGACAUUUUUGUCUGGGGUGAUGUUUUGGGUCGUAUGUCAGAUCAUGGACAUGUAUCAGCAACCAAUAUAUCACUUCCAAGGUUAUUGAAAUCGUCGCAGAUUCUUGAUGUGCAGAGCAUUGCCUGUGGAGAGAAACAUGCGGCAAUAGUUACUAAGCAGGGUCAGGUAUUCUCUUGGGGUGAGGAAAAUGGAGGGAGAUUGGGACACAAAACAAGUGACAGUGUCUCUGAUCCUAAGAUCAUUGACUCUCUUGCCUCCACACCUGUGAAGACUAUUGCAUUUGGGGCAAAGUACACCUGUGCAGUUUCAGUUUCAGGAGAACUUUAUGAAUGGGGUGAAGGGGUUCAUAGCCUAGGGUUCGGGAACAAUCAGUGUCAAAGAAGCCCAUGGUUCCCGCAUAAAUUGAUCAGUACUUCAGAUGGCAUAUCUGUAUCGAAGAUUGCAUGUGGUCAGUGGCACACAGCUAUAGUAUCCUCCACAGGUAAGCUGUUCACAUAUGGACAUGGGGCAUUUGGUGUUCUUGGACAUGGUGACACAAGUAGUGUUGUUCAGCCGAAAGAAGUGGAGUCCUUGAGAGGCUUAAGAGCCAAGUCUGUCACAUGUGGACCAUGGCACACUGCUGCUAUUGUGGAAACAUCGGGAACACUUAAGAACAAUGCUCCUGGUGGGAAGCUGUUCACAUGGGGCGACGCAGAUGGAGGGAAGCUGGGCCAUAUUGACAAAAAGUCAAAGCAUGUACCAACUCGUGUCGAACCACUCAUUGAUUGUGAUUUUACUCAGGUAUCCUGCGGUAUGUCACUAACAGCUGUGCUAACCAUAACAGGUGUUGUAUUUACCAUUGGAAGCAAGGAGCAUGGUCAAUUAGGGAAUCCUCGAUCUGACAACUCAUCUAUUUGUAUGGUUGAAGGGCCACUUAAGACUGAGUUUGUCAAAGAUAUAUCCUGCGGCAGCUCCCAUGUCGCAGUCUUGACAAUGAACGGAAAAGUGUUUACCUGGGGCAAAGGCACAGAAGGGCAACUUGGUUUAGGGGAUUAUGUUGACAGGAGCUCCCCAACUCUAGUGGAGGCCCUGGAAGAUAAACAGGUGGACAGUAUAGCAUGUUCUUCAAAUUUCACUGCUGUAAUUUGUGUGCACAGGGAAAUCUCAACCAAGGAUCAAUCUGUGUGCAGCAGUUGCAGGUUGGCAUUUCGGUUUACAAGGAAGAAGCACAACUGCUACAACUGUGGUUCCAUGUUCUGCAAUUCCUGCAGCAGCAACAAGGUUCAAAGGGCUGCCCUUGCACCAGAUAAGAGCAAAAGGUGCCGUGUUUGUGAUGCUUGUUUCAAUGAGCUGAAUAAAACAGCUGAGCACGGCACAAUGAGUUGUGGAUCAAAGAUCCAAAAAGAAGAAUCGUAUUUAACAGAAACAAGAACAUAUACACCAAAGUUAUCACAAAUGCUUAAGGAAGCAAAUUUCAUCAUGGAAAAAAUGGGUUCUGCACAAAGUCCCAACCAGAGAAAUCAGGAAUCAGCCACUCUGAAUCAAAUGCAAAAACAGAGGUGGGGACAGGUAGAAUGCCCCGAUCAAUUCAAAUGUGCAAGAGACAACAUUCCACAUUGGUUGACAUCAAAGAAGCAGACAAUUGAUGUUUGCCGUAUAGGGAGAAUGACUGAUCCAGUCUCACAAAAGACUACUGCCUCUUUGCCACAAGCUACUAAUGAUAGGAGGAAAGAACAAGGUUUGAUGGAAAAGAUACUGCUGGAGGAAGUGAAACAGCUUCAAGCACAGGUAACCACUCUAGCAGAAGAAUGCCAGCAUAGAAGCCUGAAAGUUCAGUUGUAUAAGCGAAAACUUGAGGAAACCUGGUUGAUAGUGAGGGAUGAGGCCACAAAGUGCAAAGCUGCAAAGGAGAUUAUAAAGAUUUUAACAAAUCAGAGGAAUGCUUUAUCAAAUAAACUUUUAGAUGGUCUGGAACUAGAUGAUUCCAGUAUCGUGCCCGACCCACCCGACAAAACUCUUGUCACUGGCAAAAUUCCACCGCUAAACAGCAUCAGGGAUCAACACAACAUAGAGGAAGAGGAUACGCAAUAUACAACAUCUUCUAACACUGUUGUGGUGGAUGACUCAGCUGUGCAUCAGAAUGGCAGAAGAGCCUCCAAUAGCAGCAGAGGCUAUGAUGGGGGAACAGAUAGCACAGUUGCUCCUACUGACUCCAAUGGAGUGAUCGAGCAAAUUGAGCGUGGGGUGUACAUUACAGUCGUUACAUCCCCCAGUGGCAAGAAGGGAAUCGAGCGCAUCCGGUUCAGCCGGAAGCAUUUUGGAGAGGCUGAGGCACAGAAAUGGUGGGAAGAGAAUGAGAGCAGGGUAUUUGCAAAGUACAACAGCAUGGAAUACUUGGCAGCAUAA